Molecule: messenger RNA, 4276 nt
Organism: Tympanuchus pallidicinctus (lesser prairie-chicken)
Lineage: Eukaryota; Metazoa; Chordata; Aves; Galliformes; Phasianidae
Gene: DUSP22
Product: dual specificity phosphatase 22
Exons: 7
Coding region: 117-737 (206 amino acids)
Biological process (GO): positive regulation of JNK cascade; regulation of cell population proliferation; transforming growth factor beta receptor signaling pathway
Cellular component (GO): cytosol
Molecular function (GO): protein tyrosine/serine/threonine phosphatase activity
Source: RefSeq, a predicted model, not a curated record
CGUGCCCGGCCGCCGCCGGCUGGCCCUGCCCCAUGCGCUCCGCCCCGCCGCCCGCCGCUCGCUAACCGGCAGCCGCCGAGGGUCCCGUGCGCCGCCGGCGGGCGGCCGGGGUAGCCAUGGGGAAUGGCAUGAACAAGAUUCUGCCUGGCUUGUUCAUUGGCAACUUUAAAGAUGCCCGAGAUGUAGAGCAAUUGAGCAAGAAUAACAUUACGCACAUUCUUUCAAUUCAUGACAGUGCCCGUCCUAUGCUGGAGGGAGUGAAGUAUCUCUGCAUUCCUGCUGCUGACUCACCCUCACAGAACUUGGCAAGGCAUUUCAGAGAGAGCAUCAAAUUUAUUCAUGAGUGCCGACUCACAGGUGAAGGCUGCCUAGUUCAUUGCCUUGCAGGUGUCUCUAGGAGUGUAACGUUGGUGGUUGCGUACAUCAUGACCAUCACAGACUUUGGCUGGGAAGAUGCACUGUCUGUUGUCAGAGCAGCGAGAUCCUGUGCCAAUCCUAACAUGGGCUUCCAGAGACAGCUACAGGACUUUGAAAAGCACGAUGUUGAUCAGUUCAGGCAGUGGCUGAAAGAAGAAUAUGGCGAAAACUCUUUUCAGGAUCUGCAAGAAGCCAAAAAUCUUCUGAGCAAGUACAAGGAGCAGGCAGAAUUGCAGCAGAGUACUGGGGGAAGACAGUGGAAUAACAACUUCUCAUCUGUGCCAUCUCUCUCAUACAACAACUACACAACAGAGACCUAGUCCUAGAAGGCUGAGUUUUUCUCUCUACCUUUGAAGAAUAUUUUGCCAUAAUUCCUAUCCCAUCUUCAAGACUUGACAGUAAUCAUACAAACAAUUGAUUUGUAGAAAGCUUCUUGAUGAAAAUUGUACAUUAUGUGUGUGUGGAUGAAUGUGUUUAACACAGUUUUAUAAUUCCGGCAGGAUCUAGCUCUCUGUACACUCAGAGACAAGAUCCAAUUACUGUGGCUGAGCCAGUCUGUCAGCCACAGCUGUUGUCCCUACAUGGCCUGGCAUUUGCUGUGAGGUUAGCUCAACUUCUUUUGUUGUAGGCUAGCAAAGGGCUCUGAGAGAUGAACUCUAGUGAUUCCAGCUUUGGCACUUUGACAUCUCUGCACUUUUACUGUGGCAAAUGUAUUAUUGCACCUGAAGAAGGGAACUCAAGUCUACAGUUCACAGUCCAUUGGCAAGUAACACCCUGGAGAUGGACUUGUGCUCGAAUGCUGGGCUGUAAACUGGGGCAGGUUAGAUAUGUACACGCACCUUUCUACCAACAGUAACAGCUAGGGGAGAAGUGGGACAGACAGCUCUGAGUAAUAACAUCUUCAACUGCCACAGUUGUACUUGCUUCAGUGCACGUGAGACAGAGCUGUCGGCAGAACUCCCGCAGACCGAGAGCACAAACUGCCACCACAGUUCAGCUGAUAUGCAGUGAUUUAAGCCAUGGUCCUCGGUUGUGCUUAGGGUCUCCCAUCAUGAACUUCUCUGGAGCAUAGUUAGUCAGGUCUCCAUGCCACUGAUCUUCAUUCCCUGUGGAACACAUGCCUCUUCAACACACGCCCCUGCGCACGUGAUAACGUGUCUCCAAAGAGUGGGCUUGGUGUGAGUGCGAGCACCUGUUUCUUUGCUUGUGCUGUGGUUUGCUCUUUGACUUCAGCUACCUCAAAAAUGCUGUACUUGUCAUUGUGGUUGUAAAUGCAACCUUGAAAAUGGCCUUGUGUAAUCUUAAUCUGGCACUGAAUAAUGUGCGUGAGUGCGUGAGGAUGUGCGUGCUUCACCAAUAUCUGUAUCUGAGAAGUUUGUUUUCUUUUAAAAUUGCCCGUGUUUCACACUAGAGUUGUUUGAAUUUGACUUUCUGCCAUUUAAAAAGCACCCUGUAUUUUGCUGUGAUCAAGUCAGUAGGAAUGCAUUUGUAAAUUGUUUUCAGGUAUGUUAAAACAAGAGGCCAUACGCUGCCCGUGGUAACACAGUGUGUUUCUAGAGUGGAGUGGCUGCCUGACUCAGGUGCAUUCUGAGAGUGUAGCUUCAAAUAUGUCACCACAGAUGCAGGGCGGUGUAUUGGGUUAUGAUGGUGUAAUGGGGAGGGCCAUUGAUGCUGAGCUAACUGCUCCUUGUCUUUGGCUCAAAGGAUGAAAGGCUUAUUUUUCUUGAAGAUUGGAAAAAAAAAAAUCUGAAUAGUCAGGGUAUUGAAAAACAAAAACAAAACUCAUUUGUUACAACUUGUGAUGUAUAUCAUGUUAAAAGCUGGGCACUGAGCGAGAGGCAGUCAGCAUGCUGAAUACAGUUGUCAUCUCUGUCAGUUGCUUUUGGUACUCUGACCCUCCCAUCCUGUCUCAAAAUUCCUCUUUAUGUGAUUUCCCGCUUGCUUUGGGUGGCUGUGAAUUCUUUGGAUGGGAGCAAUGCUUUUGGGGUCAAAUGAACUCUGGCCUUGUUAAAUAUCUUCAUAACAUGUGUUACAUUUUCUGAAAUACAGAUCUUGUGUAUCAGUAAUAGUCGAAAAGAGAAAGGAAUGGGGUGGAACUGGCCUAACCAUUUCAUCCAAAUCCAAGCCUAAAUCAGAGAGCUCUCAUUGCACAAGUGCUUUAAGUGUACUGAACACAGCAGGAGCAGGAAAAUCAUAUCGAUGUUAACAGUAAGCUGUCGGGCAUAAGAAAGGUGCUGGAGUUUUUGUUUUCAAGCUUGUAGCUAUGAACCACUACCUGCCUGGGAUAUCCAGCAACCUAUGGUCUGUGUUGGCAUGCUAACAGAAGUAUUUGGUGUUUCUCAAAGAGGUUGGUCUGCAAGUAAGUAGCUUUCAGGAAUUCCAGCACAGCAGCGCCCGGGUUGGCAGUACCCCCUGUGCUCUGAGAGUGAACAAGUUAAUUGGAGAACGCUUUCUGUGAUAACAAGGUGAAAUACACAUUCGGGGUGGUGCUCCAUUUGCUCAGCCCUCUCACGUUAAAUUAGUAGCAUAAGAUCCGCUUGUCCCCGGAGCAUAGCUGCCAGAAGUAUUGUGCUCAUGCUCUUGCAGGAUCCAGUCAGUCCAUCUUGAAGGGGACUCCGACAGUGUGCACCCUGUAGCAGUUUUUAUGCUUGUCCUUGCAGUAGUAAUGGUGUGAGUGUUGAUAAGUUGGCAGGUUUUCUGCUCUGGCAAAUACAAGGCAGAAUGGGAGACAUGCUACUGUCUAUAUGUCCGAGGUUAUUCUGUAUUGGUUUUUUAAAGUAGUUUCAUUAUCCCCAAAGAGUCAGUCCCAGAAACGGGACUUUUUUAGAAACUGAAUUUGUAUUUAGGGCCAUAUAGCCAUAUCAGUGUGCAUUAUGCUGCAGCUGGAAAGCAGAUACAGGGUAAAGCAGGAAGACAGAGGGAAUGCCAUAUUGUUGUUAAGCAGAUGUGCUGCUUUCUUUUUAAAAGACAGGAGGUAUUUUCUGCAGGCUCUUGCUCCUGCAUCUUUAGUGGACUCUUUGUAUUGCAUACCUCAUUUCAGGGUGACAGAAGAGGAAUGGUGGUCUGAGUGAACUUUAAUCUGUUUCCUCUGUGUAGGGAGCAGAAGGGCUGUUUACUCUUUUAUUUCCAUGAAGUGCAGAAGCGAGAGUAACUACAAUUCCCACCUCUGGCUUUUUAGGAAGGGAAAGGAGCAAACACUGAAUACUUGACAGGAUUUGUCUUCCAGCCAACCUUUCAGUGACAGUUUGCAGGAUACCCAACUAUCUGGAACGUGACUAGACCCCUGUCCACAUCUUAAUAGUUGGCCUUUCUGGUGUAGAUGAUGCAUUCAGUUAUUUUGUUUCUGUACUUCAAAACAUUCUUCUCAUUGUGAUGUUCACUGGAAAAUGUAUAAAGUUUAUAACACUUUAUUGGAUAUCCAGAUUUGAAAUGUAUGAUCUUUUUUUUUUUUUUUUUUUUUUUUAAACUUGAUAUCUGUGUGUGAUUAUAAGCAAAUGCUUACUGUUAUACAAUGUAGGUAAUGGGUAAAUGCAUUAAUUUUUAUUACCCUGAUUUUUAACCUGGAAAGAGUUGCUUCCUUGCAUCUUCUGGUUGACUGGGAAGAUAUGGCAAAUCAUGUUUGUUUUUUUUUUAAAAGGACAAUAACAACAUUAGUUGCUAUAAUGGGCACCUUCUAUAAGGAAGUCAGUGAAAAAUCAUAGUAAUCCAGCUACUUUGAAAGCUCUAAACCUGGUAAGCUUCUUGAUUCCGUCUUCCUGUUCCCAGGCAUCUUAGCAAAGCCUUGAGUGCAUUUUCCAAAUGUUUGUAUUUAAUACGUUCUACGAUUUUUUUACAAAUAAAAGUAAAUGUUAACACCUGA